Molecule: messenger RNA, 1918 nt
Organism: Strongylocentrotus purpuratus (purple sea urchin)
Lineage: Eukaryota; Metazoa; Echinodermata; Echinoidea; Camarodonta; Strongylocentrotidae
Product: calcium-binding protein SPEC 2D-like
Exons: 6
Coding region: 253-702 (149 amino acids)
Molecular function (GO): calcium ion binding; enzyme regulator activity
Source: RefSeq, a predicted model, not a curated record
AAAUCCACGUAAGAGGCAUUUUUAAAAAUUCCAGGAAAUUGGACGUUCUUUUACAGGAAACUUUUUGCAAACAAGUGGAAGCUGGCGGCUAGACAUUACCAGCAUAUAGUCACGUGCUUUAUAUGUCUGUAUAAUACUCUUUGACAUCACUGCACCCUUGCCACUCCUUGAAAGCAAGUCGACCAGAAGAGAGAUCCAGAGAAAUUUUGCUUUCUAUCUUCAAUUUUGCCGGAUCUAUCCCAAUUUCUAAAGAUGGCAGCCAAAAUCAUAUUUACCGAACAGCAGAUAGCAGAAUUCAAGAAAAAAUUCGAGGCCCUUGACAAGAAAAGCGAUGGCACCUUCCCUACUAGGCACUUGAAGUAUGCGAUGGAAUCAGUGGGUCAUGUCCUUACUGAGGAUGAGCUUGACAAGUCUAGAGCUGAUGACGGAACUAUGACAUUUCCUGAGUUUUUGGAGAUUAUAGCAGGUAAGGUGAGGUCGAACUGGAGGACAGCAAUGCCACAAUACCGCACAGCUUUCAAAGCCUUGGACAAGGAUGGCGACAACCUUCUCUGUGCUGACGAGCUGCGUCAAGCGAUGUUAAGCAUUGAUCGACCGAUGUCGGAGGAAGAAAUCAACGCAAUGAUCGACAAAGCCGACUUUACUAAUGAUGGUAAAGUCGACUUUAAAGAAUUCAUUAAGAUGAUGAUGAAUUUUUGUUAGGAUGAUGAUGGAUUUGUACUCGGUGAAGAUGAUGAACGCUAUCCUCUACUUCAGCAGCGACAACUUGUCCCUUUUAUACUUCUUGAGGACUCUUCGGGAAAGGGUGAUACAAUCGUCUCGUAUCAGAUUUCAUUAUGUUCCGGCAAUUUUGUUUGAGCUGUCACUUUUUGAAAAAGAGUGGUUCGAAAUUCCAUUCACUUUAUUUCUUUACAUUUUUGUCAUAAUACCCAGGGUGCCUUUCAAAUGUGAGUGUACUCCUUCCAAGAAUAAAUGUUGCGUUUUUUCUUCUUCUGAAAGCCAACUAUUAGUAUUUCAUUAUAUGAUACCUUUGACAUCAUGAUUUUUGUAUUUGUUUUUCAUUUUUAUCAUAGUCAUCGUGAUUGUGGUUAGGAUGGAGGUCGACUAACACCAAAGAAUAUCCAUGUCUGAAAAGUGACAUGGUACACAAGGGAGAAGAGGAAUUUUAACUUUCUUAAUUCUUGAUAGGCGGUAAAAGCACUUAUCUUAAAUAAAUUACUUUAAUAGUAUUUUAUGUGGAGGUACCGUAGGUCAUUCAAUUGACUCAUUGAAUGCUCCCCAGGGAGUGGAGAUUGCGUACUCAGUGCAUGCGGUUAAGUAUUAAAUCCAAUGACCGGGGUAAUAGUAUAUCUUUAAAGCACUUAGAGACAUUUGUAUUAAGCGCUAUAUAAAAGCGGACUAUUAUUAUUAUUAUUGAAUUAAACUGAAUGGGUUAUUGAGCAUACUGGAAAACGGCAGCACGAGGGCUCAAUUACUUUCAUUUUACAUGAAUAAGAGCACAUGAAGCACAUCGCAAUGUUUAAACAGAUAUUACAUAACGCUUGCGAGAAUACCUUCAAAGAUUAAAUUAAUAGGAUAAAAUAUUAUGACGAAAAAAACCCUCUCAAUCUGGACAUCUAGGAAGAUUUCGGAAUAGAGCUAUUCAUCCGUAUUAUUUUCAAGUAAUUAUAAUUUAUUUGUUUAUGUUCACGUGUAUGUAUUAUGUUUGUUUAUACGAUGAUGAAACCAAACCAAACCAAUCCAAGGCUUGAGAGUCCGGCACCAACGUCCUUUGAAAAAAGGCAUUAAUCCAACAUUUGCCACUCUCCACCCAGGUGUAAAUGGGUACCUGGCAAAUAAUAUUGAUGGAUAAUGAUAAUUGCAGGGCCCGCGGGAGCAGCAGUAUUGAUACUGGUAUUGCUACCCUUAGUUAACAAAA